UCAGUUCAGAGACACUAUGGGCAAUCACAGAGGGGUGUAAGUAUCUACACAAACUGCACUUCUUUAACCUCAGAGGAAUUUCUCCCAUCUCCACCAUGCUGAUGAAAUGAAGGCUCCUCCAGGCAUGCGGGCGAACAGAACUGUACUGCACAUCCUUCUUGUGGUGCUGUCUCUGGAUCACUGUCAGGUUUAUGGAGACGUGACUGUGAACUGUACUGUUGAACUUCUGGUUACAAGAGGUUACAGAUACCCGAGAAAACCUGGGGACUCCCUCAAUAUAGAGUGUCCAGUGAAGUACUGCACAGAAAAGCCGGCCAUGAACUGGUGCAAGAUACAGGAGACGCACUGCUCACUUUUGAAAGAUGGGCCAACGAGACAUACAGCCUGGAAAGACGGGAAUGUGUUUGUUCUGAACUUUGUACCUGUUCAUAAGAACGACAGUGGAUUAUAUCGUUGUCAAGCUACUGUAGGAAGUUUAAGGAGUGAGAGCCAUGCAGUAGAAGUUCUUGUUCAAGAAGUGACUACAAAUGCCCCUACAAAUCCACUAUCAAAGGAAUUUGCAGGUGCCACUAAUGUCACAGAAGCUCCUCAAGGACCUAGCAGCAACAAUAAGAAGUGGAUUAUUUAUGCCCUAUCAUCUCUGGGGGCAUUGUGUCUCCUCAUCCUUAUCUGCUUAUGCCUGUUGUGUUGUCUGCGGUGGCACUCAGUGAAACCCAAGACAACCCCAGUAACCUCACAGAAGGAAAUGAACAUGGUCAGCAGAGCUACAUGUGCUCCAUACCACACCGAUAGGACCACGCAUGCCCCCAGUGAAGGAUCGACACUUUACUAUUGCUCCAUGGCUAGCCUGCAGCAGCCACUGGAUGACAGCACAAUUUAUGAUAAUCAUGUCCCUCACUGGAAUGGUAGCAGGGCAGCAGCUGGCAAUGCCUGUGACAGUGCUGCUGUUGAUUCCUACCAGCCCACAUCCGAGAGCGAAGAUGUCCUUGUUUAUGCUUCAUUAAACCAUUCUAGUAUUAUAGAAAAGCUCCCGAGAAAGGAGCAGAAUGUGGAAAUGGAACUUACAGAAUAUGCCACCGUUUGUGUGAAGAAAUAGCCCUGGCAAUGACAUCUCUUUAACUCGGCCAGCACCGUAACGGUUCAUGUCCUGCAGUGACUCAAGCGUUACAGCAGGAACAUAAGUACACCUUCUUCUAAACAAAGAGGAAUUCUCAUCAAUAAAAGCAUACUGAUUCUUAUGAUAUGUUCUGGAAUUCACACUUAAGUGAAGCCCAUGUUCAUGGUUGGAUAUUAGCAACCGCAUGUUUGUUAUCUUCCACAUGCGUUCAUUUGAAGCUUUCAUAUUCCAGGAACGCCCCCUGCUCUGAUCAAGGCACUGCCCAGAACAAAGUCAGAGUUUGGACAGGAUCAAUAAAAACUGAAUAAUAAAGGUUAGGAGCACUGGAAAAGAAAACAAAUUUAAAGGACAAUGAGCUCUAUUAGGUCCACUGGGGGAAAUUAUGAAUUAUUUUUGUUGAAGAAAAUUUUUCACGAUAAGAAUUUUGCUUGAAGAACAUAUUUAAGCAUAAGACUUAUGCACCACUGGGAGGUGUUCUGUGACUAUGAAGAACAUAUUCACCUGCUACUAACUAAAAAGCAAGCUAAUGUUUUUUUUUUGUUUUUGUUCUCAACCAGCAGCCUAUCCCCAUCAGUGUAGGUGGGGUUAUUUAGACAGUAUGAAAAAAAAUAUAAAAGAAAGAGAUCAUGUUUGCAAUGACAGACAAAAAAAUAACUAUGUGAGGUUAAAGAGGCAACAAAGAGGAGGAAUGUAUUGAUAAACUGCAGGAUACACAAACAGGGUAAUAGAUGCAUACAUUAAUUUAUGCAUUUACUGAUAAACAGAUGUCAUGUUGAUAAGACUCAUUACAGAUGCAUGGAUGACUCAGCCUGUUCAGAUGGAAGCACAGACUAUAGGUCAGGGUUUCUCAAACUGGGGUUUAGGACCCCUCAGGGAGUCGCAAAGUUAUUAUAUAGGGGGUCAUGAGCUGUCAGCCUCCACCCAAAACCCCGCUUUUUAUCCAGCAUUUAUCAUGGUGUUAAAUAUCUAAAAAAGUGUUUUUAAUUGGGGGUGGGGGCGGUUGCACUCAGAGGCUAGCUAUGUGAAAGGGGUCACCAGUACAAAAGUUUGAGACCCAGUGCUAUAGGUGAACAUGGAAUUCAUUUUUCUGUGGAAAAUUCAUUUCUGUGGAAUUCAUUUUUCUGUGGAAGCCAAACACCAGCAGUUUGCUGAAUGCUGCUGUUCAUCUUCUUACAUGUAAAAUGAACAGCCACCGUAUCACCUGAUUCUCACACAGCUCUACUAGCUUCCCAUUUAGUUCAGGAUCUGGCUAGAAAUUGCCCUAAUUUUUAAACACUUUCUAUGGAUUUACUCCAACCUACUUCUGACACUUUGUUCCUCCCAGCCAGGCUCUUUUCAUGGCCUUCUCCGCAUCCCAUCACAUCAUCUCAAAACGGUUGGCAAAAAGAGCCUUCACCCUUCAUAGAUCCUGCCCUCUCCGUCCUCUUUCAAAAUCCUAUCUGAAACAUAUUGUCUCCCUUGUUUAUAUCAACUGAUUUCCCCCCACCUCUGAUUUCAUGUUUAACUGUACUGUUUGUUUAUGUGGAGAGCCUGGGACAUGAUUGCAUGAAAGAUAUUAUGCAAGACCAAGAGGUAUUGUGCUGCUGAGAUGAUAAACAAACAGGAAAAAGGAGUAAGUGUAUAUCUACACAGCAAAGAAAAACCUGUGGCUUGCUCGUGCCAGUCAGCUCAGGCUAUGGGGCUGUUUCAUUGUUGUGUAGACUUCCAGGCUCAGGCUGGAGCCUGAGCUCUGGGACCCUCCCAUCUUGCAGACAUACCCUAAGUGUCAGUUUAUUUAUUUCCUAUAAAUAUUUCAUUUGUGAACAGGCUGAUUUUUUAUUUAUUCACUUUUCCAUAACUAUUUGAUUAACAGUUUGUGUGGUCAAAUUUCAGCGUACAGGUUGUUCACAAAUCGUUCCCUUAAAACAGUGUUUCCCAAACUUGGGACCCCGCUUGUUCAGGGAAAGCCCCUGGCGGGCCGGGCCCCGGUUUGUUUACCUGCCGCGUCUGGAGGUUUGGCCGAUCGCGGCUCCCACUGGCUGCGGUUCGCCGCUCCAGGCCAAUGGGGACUGCGGGAAGCGGCGCAGGCCGAGGGACAUACCGGCCGC
Molecule: messenger RNA, 3204 nt
Organism: Caretta caretta (loggerhead turtle)
Lineage: Eukaryota; Metazoa; Chordata; Testudines; Cheloniidae
Gene: BTLA
Product: B and T lymphocyte associated
Biological process (GO): immune response-regulating cell surface receptor signaling pathway
Cellular component (GO): plasma membrane
Molecular function (GO): signaling receptor activity
Source: RefSeq, a predicted model, not a curated record